This is a messenger RNA of Porites lobata, 897 nucleotides long. The record is from the annotation of a GenBank genome assembly. NCBI's taxonomy places the organism in Eukaryota, Metazoa, Cnidaria, Anthozoa, Scleractinia, Poritidae.
GUUGUCGAUGUUGUGCCAUCCGGAAAGAUAAUAUCCCAGAAAAUGACAGCCUACCUAGAGGAAGUAGCAACAAAAAAAAGAAGUGGCGAAAAUUUAUUGACUGAAGCCAAAAAGAUGCGACUCGCAUCUUUGACUCCGUCAGUGGUAGGUAUAUGUGUCCGCCCAUAUUGAUAUCUUUUAACCUCAAAGUAUAAGGUGAUGGGGUGUUAAUGUUCCUAUAGUACGUGACGAUCGAGAGGACGAAUUUAUAAUAUCAUAGCCUCGUUGAUACAGCUGGGGAAAAUGAGUGCGGGAAAACAUCGUCUAUUGAGUGUGAUGAUCCGAAUAAAGGGAAACCCACCCGUCGUUUAAUUUCAAUGUGCUCUUUAGCUAAGCUCUGUUGAACUGUAUUUAGUAUUUUGAUUUAAUGGGAAUGUAAUAAGUUUAAGUUAAUCCGUUUGGUCGCUGGUAAAUAACCGAGUCAGGUCCUAAGAGAAAUGUUUUCCACUUCCUUGUAGUUGGAUUCUACAGUGAGGGCAAGAGAUGCCUAUAUGUCGUGGCAUGAGGCCAUUUUCCCCCAUCAGACUGUUUUGCCCGUGUCGGCAGACAAGCUGCGAGCUUUUAGCCAAAGUCUGUCCGACAUGGGCUAUUCCUACAGCACUAUCCUCUCGUUGUAUUUCAGUGGAGUGUGCUCUUGGGUGAGUUCUAUUUAUUUAUUUAUUUAUUCUCUGUGUUCAAUUAUAUCCCUUUGUGUAUGGCAGACCCAAAAAAUAGCGGUCAAUGUGUCCUCCAAAGGUGAGCCCUCGCCAUAAAGUAGGUGAUUGAAGUGAAGUCAUAAAAAGUAAUUGUGUCUUCAUAUUCUUUUCCUUGCAGCAUCUAUGCAACGACUUACCCAGUCCAAGACAGACUUUUCCGACC